Mercurialis annua (annual mercury) is the source of this 737-nucleotide messenger RNA. Its product is annotated as protein DOWNSTREAM OF FLC. NCBI's taxonomy places the organism in Eukaryota, Viridiplantae, Streptophyta, Magnoliopsida, Malpighiales, Euphorbiaceae. The record is from RefSeq and is a predicted model, not a curated record. Bases 70 to 558 code for a protein of 162 amino acids. The transcript is spliced from 2 exons.
CCAUUGUUUCUCAUUUUCUUCACAACUUGAGCUUCUUAUUAGUUUCUUAUUAGUUUACCAACCAUCAUCAUGUCUAGGCAGUUUCUCCUGUUUUUUGCCCUACUUUUUGUUUGUGCUGUCCCUGCGCUCGUCAGCGCUCGGCUUUUGAGGAGGCCAUUUCAUAUCAGAGGACGAGCAUUUUGUGAUACUUGCCGUUGUGGCUUUGAGACCAACAAAACUACUUAUAUUCCUGGUGCGAAGGUAAGAAUCGAAUGCGAAGACAGGACGACUUUCCGGCUAAAAUACAGCGUGGAGGGCGUAACCAACUCGGAAGGAACAUUCAACAUCAAAGUCGAAGAUGACCAUGAAGACGAGAUAUGCUAUGUUUCUCUUGUUAGCAGUCCGUGGCCUAGUUGCGCUAAACCUAACGCAGCUCGCAAUAGUUCUCAGGUGAUACUGACUCGCAACAAUGGUGCUAUUGCUGACCUGCAUUAUGCCAAUUCCUUGGGCUUUUUAAGGGAUGAGCCGAUGUCUGGCUGUGAAGAGUUGGUUAAGUAUCUUCUUGAAUCUGAUAUAUGAGUAGGAAUCUGUCCAAAAUCUCUAACUUAUUUUUAGAUAGAGAUCCGUUGAUUGUAAUUUUUUGUGUUUGAUGUUUUUAGAUUUCAAUGUGAUCGUAUUGAUGUGGCGAUAAUAUUUACUAUGUGUCUCUUAGCUCAGGAGACUCCUGCAAAAUCAACGUAUUGCUUAGUGCUUUGCAA